Ceratitis capitata (Mediterranean fruit fly) is the source of this 3384-nucleotide messenger RNA. RefSeq names its product phosphatidylinositol 4-phosphate 5-kinase type-1 alpha (gene PIP5K59B). Gene Ontology annotation, molecular function: phosphatidylinositol kinase activity. The record is from RefSeq and is a predicted model, not a curated record. Lineage: Eukaryota; Metazoa; Arthropoda; Insecta; Diptera; Tephritidae. Gene Ontology annotation, biological process: phosphatidylinositol metabolic process. The transcript is spliced from 16 exons. The coding region runs from base 273 to 2642 and encodes 789 amino acids.
GUAUGUAAGCAGGUAGUUUUCUUAGCUUCCAACGGACAGUAAAAUUUUACUAAAUUCGUUAACUAAAAAUUGUAAAUUCGAAGUGAUAUUAUUUCUGCUACACAAAUUAAUUAAUCGUAAACUUUCGCCGCAAAUUAUACUACGGAAAAAAGAUUUUGGCAAGACUGAAGGGUUUGGCAAAGUUUACCAAGGCCAAGAGAUGAAAUGAACGUCUCCUCGUACCCGUUCAGUUUGUGCCUGGUGAAAGUAAUACAUUCUACAACAUCGAUCAAAUGGCUUCUGGCGAUGUUAUCAACUCCAUUGAUCAGGAUCUGUCAAGCACAUCUCAUACAAAAACAGCAGAUUUUUCUAAUUUCAAUAAAGAUGAUCCAAAUAUUCAAUCUUCAAGUUCAGAUAUUAAUCAGCACCGCCAGUCUCGUUAUGGCAAUAAAGGGGAUAAGGAGCGGAAGAUUGGGCAUCGGCGCGUUGGAGAAGGCGGCGAGAUCACGUAUAAAAAGAUUCAAACAAGCCAGAUAAUGGGCUCCAUCCAGUUGGGCAUUCAACACACUGUCGGAAGCCUGGCAUCUAAACCGAAACGUGAUCUUCUAAUGAUGGACUUUUUCGAAAUCGAAAGUAUAACUUUUCCCCCAGAAGGAUCUAGCCUUACGCCAGCCCACCAUUACAGUGAAUUCAGAUAUAAAAUAUAUGCGCCUAUUGCAUUCCGAUAUUUUAGGGAUUUGUUUGGAAUACAACCGGAUGACUUUAUGAUGUCCAUGUGCUCAGCGCCAUUACGAGAGUUAUCAAAUCCGGGUGCCUCUGGUUCCAUUUUCUAUUUAACGGCUGAUGAUGAGUUUAUUGUUAAAACUGUACAACAUAAAGAAGGAGAGUUUUUGCAAAAGCUUUUGCCAGGUUAUUAUAUGAACUUGAAUCAAAAUCCGCGAACGUUGUUGCCAAAAUUUUUUGGACUCUACUGCCUACAGACGAGCACUAGUAAAAAUAUCCGAUUGGUUGUUAUGAACAAUCUGUUGCCCUCAUCAGUUAAAAUGCAUUUGAAAUAUGACUUAAAGGGAUCAACUUUUAAACGGAAAGCUUCGAAAGCGGAACGUUCUAAAAAAUCGCCAACUUACAAGGACCUCGAUUUUAUGGAACAUCAUCCGAAUGGUAUAUUCUUAGAAGCAGAGACAUAUAGCGCACUCAUCAAAACAAUACAGCGUGACUGCACGGUGUUGGAAUCCUUUAAGAUAAUGGACUAUUCGCUAUUAGUCGGUGUUCAUAACUUGGAUCAGGCAAGUAAGGAAAAGAAAAGCGAGAAGAAAAAGUCAAAAGCUCCUCUUGCUGAAGAUUCCGAUGUUGACGAUUUGCCAGAUGGUGAGGGUGGAGCCGCAGGCGGAUCGGAGGGCCGCGAAAGAGAUUCUUCUGUUGGCAUGAAUAAAAAUAGAUCGGGGAAUCGGCAACGGUUGGUGGCACACUCCACAGCCAUGGAAAGCAUUCAAGCAGAGAGCGAGCCAAUAGACGACGAAGAUGAUGUUCCACCCGGUGGAAUACCUGCCAGAAGUGAAAAGGGGGAACGCUUACUUCUGUACAUUGGCAUAAUUGAUAUACUUCAGUCUUACAGAUUGAAAAAGAAGCUUGAGCAUACCUUCAAGAGUAUCAUCCACGAUGGGGACACUGUAUCAGUGUGCCGACCAUCAUUUUACGCUCAAAGAUUCCAAAACUUUAUGGCCAAAACUGUAUUUAGAAAAAUACCGUCGUUGGAUUUACCGGAAAUCAAAGGAAAUCAUAGAAAAUUUCGAACUUUAGUAACCAGCUAUAUCGCACUUAAACAUUCUCCUUCAAAAAGGAAAAGUUUAUCAAAGGCAAUACAGCGAUCUAUUGAUAAUGAGAAUGAAAAUCGAUCGGAAUCCAACUUCGAGCAUCGCCCGACCCAUGCGCACCCUUUACACACUAGCCACACUAGUCACACUUCCGGCGUGAAGACGCACACACAAUCAAAUAAAAUGACGGUUGGACUGAUGUCUUCUGUGGCAGAUGUACCGACCUCGGCUACAUCGACCACCUCUCAAACAACUGCAGCCCCAAUUAUGGGUCCGCGAUUAUCUAUUCAACAUGCAGGCGGUAGCGCAGCGAAAUCUAAAGUUCCCCCACCAGUGCCACCGAGAGGCUCGCCCCGAAGGAAGAAAAGUGAUGGCCAUAACGAGGUUGCCCGUGCAAUUUCCAAUACAGGCUCAACACCUUCUUGCAGUUCAACGCCUCCACCCGCAUUUGACGAUAUCUCCGAAGACAGUUCGAAUAGAAAUAGUUCGUCUUUCGGUAGGAAAUCACAAUACCACCACGAACGUAAAAUGAACGUUGGUCCAGCGUUUCGGGGCUCACAUAAGGACGAUAUCGUCAGCAUUUCUGAAAUACACUUAGACACAUAUUUGGCUGUAGAUACAUCAUCCAGUAGUCAAUAUGGAUCACGUGGAGGAUUAGCGUGGACACCGCCGGCAUCUGGAGAGGGCUCAACCCCCACAUGGACGGAAGGUACGCCCAGUUUUACGGACUCCAGCUCAAGCGGUGACAUGGAGAAUUUUUCACCAAUUAACACCUCAAAAACUGAUAGGCAUAAAGCAACUGUCGAAGAUACACUUAAUUCCCUAUCAUCGGAAAUGAUUCGAUAUUAACUUUUUCUUCAUACAUAGUUAUAAUAACGAAAGGCAAGUGAUACAAGCGGAUAAUUAUGCGAAGAUCCAAAUCUAGGCAAUGUGUAUAAAUAAACGUUUAUGUACAUAUGUACACGUAUGUGUGUGCUUCAUGAGUGCGUGCUUGCUAAUUACUUAAAACCCUACCUAUUAAUAAUGAGAUUAAAUAAAUAAAUGUGAGAUUACUGACUACACACAUUCAUAGAUACAUACAUACACGUAUAUAAUAAUAAUGAUGAAAUCUAUACCGAAAAUAUCCUAUUUGGCGACUAAUGCAGGAUUAAAAUGUUUAGAAGUACAUAUGCAUAUGUACAUAUAAUACAAUUUUAUGUACACUACUAUUACCUACAUAUAUUAUACAUGAAUGUGUAUACAUGCAUACAUUGUAUGUACUACAAUACAUUUACCUUUUGCCUAACUCUUAUUAUCUUCCCAGUAUGAACAAAAAAUACUUUCUACACUCUGAUCCAAAACUACAUAUUUAUUACAUAAAUAUGUGUGUAUAUACAUAAAAAAAACAUGCAUGUACAUAGUAUAUGUAUGUAUGUACAUAUAUCUCAUAAAAUGCAAUCAUAUAUCUACCAGCACAGUACAUAUAUUUGCAACGGCAUACAUAUGUAUUUAUGAAUAUAUAAAUUUAAUUAAUAGCUUCAUUAAAAGCCUGAUCAUGUUCUUCAAUUUAUAUACAGACAUACACACAUGUAUACAUACACACCUCAUAUAU